CGACUGCGGCCCAAGAGUCAAUCUACUUACCCCAUAUUCGUUUUGCAUCUACAACAUUAUUCAGCGGUCGCAUAGAUAUCCAUAGCGUCCACCGUCAAGAUGACGGACUCUACAGCGCCCACGAAGCCCGUCCACACCAUCGUCCUCGAUGCCGGUCCUAUCCUCAAGAAUACCCCGCCGCUUUCCACCCUGCUCGCACAAUGCGAAGAACUUCUCAUCACGCCCUCCGUUGUCAGCGAGAUCCGCGACCCGGCGGCUCGUCAGCGCGUUGAAACUAUGUACCUGCCAUUUUUGAAGCAGCGCACGCCGUCCCCGAAGAGCGUCGCCGUGUUGAGCGAAUUCGCCCGCAAGACCGGUGAUCGCGCCGUGUUGAGUAAAACCGAUCUGGAGGUUCUGGCGCUUGCAUAUGAGGUGGAGUGCGAGAGAAAUGGCGGUGACUGGAGGCUGCGGAGUGUGCCGGGCCAGAAGCAGGUAAAUGGAAAGCCACCGGUGAAGGAGGAGAAGGGGGAAGAAAAGGAGGAGGCCAAGAAUGAGGGCGAGGCUGAAGCCCAGACUGAGGAAAGCAAGGUCGAAGGUGCUGAGGUGGACGCUGUUGUGGAAGACCUGAAGAGUGCAAGCCUGGAGGAGAAAGAGCAAGAAACCAGCGCACAAGAGACCGAAGUGCAGGAGACUCCCACAGAGGCUGAGCCGGAGGAGCCAACUUCCCAGGAUGCCGAAGCGCCUGAGGAAGAGGAGGAUGAUGCCGACGACUCGGACGGUGGCUGGAUCACGCCCUCCAACCUGAAGAAGCGGCAGGCCCGCGACGAGGCUGGCUCGACGGCUGCGGCGCCGGAGCCCAAGGUGAUGCAGGUUGCCACCAUGACUACGGAUUUUGCGUGCCAAAACGUGUUGCUACAAAUGAACCUGAACCUGCUUUCCACCUCCACUCUGCAGAGAAUCCGUCAUCUCAAGUCCUUCAUCAAGCGCUGCCAUGCCUGUUUCCUCACCACCAAGGACAUGAACAAGCAGUUCUGCCCCCGCUGCGGUAAAGACACGCUCACUCGUGUCUCCUGCACGACGCAUGCCAACGGGCAGUUCACGAUGCAUCUGAAGAAGAACAUGCAGUGGAACAACCGCGGCAACCGUUUCAGUGUCCCCAAGCCCGUCCACGGGAGUUCCAAUGGCAAGUGGAAGGGAGGUGGUGGUAAGGGUGGCUGGGGAACCGAAUUGAUCCUCGCGGAAGAUCAGAAGGAGUUUGUCCGAGCCACUGCGGAACAGACCCGGAGACAGCGGAAAGAGCACGACCUCAUGGACGAGGACUACCUCCCGGGCAUUUUGACGGGAGAGCGGAGCAAGAACGGUCGGGUCCGAGUCGGAGCGGGCAGAAAUGUCAACUCGAGGAAGCGGUAAUGGCAUGGCUUCCAUCUCUUUGCAUUCACCUGGGUUGGCGUCUGGCUUAAAAGUUCAAGGCUGUUCUUUUGUCUGUGGCUGUGAUGGAUUAUGAUGAUGGUCGGGAUCAACGAUUUAUAGAGCAUAAGCAUAUGCGAGGCAAUGAAUAUAGAGCAAUUUCCUCAAAG
Molecule: messenger RNA, 1556 nt
Organism: Aspergillus ibericus CBS 121593
Lineage: Eukaryota; Fungi; Ascomycota; Eurotiomycetes; Eurotiales; Aspergillaceae
Product: rRNA-binding endoribonuclease
Exons: 2
Coding region: 100-1389 (429 amino acids)
Biological process (GO): ribosomal small subunit biogenesis; maturation of SSU-rRNA
Cellular component (GO): preribosome, small subunit precursor
Molecular function (GO): RNA endonuclease activity
Source: RefSeq, a predicted model, not a curated record